AUGAUUCCCUCAUCAUCUCUCAAUAGCACUGAGCCAUUCCAGGAUAUGCCAGAAAAUGACAAGCGUGCAAAAGAUAAUAUUGAAGAAUUACACAAUAUUGAACUUUCGCACCAAUGGGAUCCAAACUUGCCCCAAGAGAAGCUCGAUGCAAUCAAUGAAGCAGUUAACACGGGGGAUCAGGAAAAAGCCGCGGAGCUGGAUAAGUCCUUUGCUCAAAACUCUCAAUAUGAAUCUGUCCGUGCAGCCGUGCGUCCUACCGAUGGUGGAGAACCGGCAAAUACAGUUCGCGCCUGGAUACUGGGGAUGUUUUUCACGACUGUGGGGAGUGGACUGAAUAUGUUUCUCAGUAUGAGGAGCCCAGCGAUUUCUUUUCCUGCAAUAGUCGUACAGUUGCUUGUUUAUCCUAUCGGCUGUUUAUGGGCGAAGUUGAUGCCUACGAGAGAAUUUACUACUUUUGGAGUCCACUGGACUCUGAAUCCCGGUCCUUUCAACAUUAAAGAGCACACGGUAAUUACGAUUAUGGCAAAUGUCUCCAUUGGUUAUGCAUACUGUACCGAUGCUCUUCUGGCACUCCAGGCUAAACCACUAUACAACCUCAAUAUAGGCUGGGGAUUCCAGCUUUUAUUUGCGCUAAGUAGUCAAAUAGUUGGGAUCUCUCUUGCUGGGAUUUUCCGAAGAUUCCUAGUGUGGCCGGCUGCAAUGAUCUGGCCAGGACAGUUCGCCAACACAGCUUUGUUCUACGCUCUUCAUGACAAACGCGGAUCCGACCCGUCUCAAACCAAUGGCUGGAGAUUAUCUCGCUAUAGAUAUUUUUUGUAUGUUAUGCUGGGAUCUUUUGUGUGGUACUGGGUACCUGGUGUGAUAUUCCAGGGACUGUCGGUUUUUGCUUUCAUUACUUGGAUCAAACCAAAUAACGUCGUUUUAAACCAGCUAUUUGGUGGCUUUACCGGUCUUUCGCUCAUACCCAUAACGUUUGAUUGGACAUAUGUUUCAGCUUACCUCCUGGAUCCCUUGCUUUCUCCCGCCCAUGCAAUUUUAAAUACAUUGAUUGGUCUUGUGGUCUUCGUCCUUAUCACAACAAUUGGCAUAGCCUAUACAGGAGCUUUGUACUCGGAGUAUCUCCCGAUAAAUACGUCAUCUACUUAUGACAAUACUCAACAGUCUUACAAUGUAACCAGAAUCCUUGGAUCGGGUUUCACAUUCGAUGAGAAAGAAUAUAAGGCAUACUCACCAAUGUUUCUGGCGCCGACCUUUGCUUUGAACUAUGGACUUUCUUUUGCCGCUCUAACGGCUUCCAUUGUUCAUAUUAUCCUGUUCCACAGGAAAGAAAUAUGGCACAGAUUCAAGACUGCCAAAAAUCAAGAGCCUGACAUUCAUUUGAUUCUGAUGAGGAAAUAUAAGGAGGCUCCAGAAUGGUGGUAUGCAUCUUUAUUUUUGAUAUCGAUGGCUCUCGGGCUGGCAGGCAUUCUGGGAUAUGAUUCCCAGCUUCCUUGGUGGGGUUUCUUUGUAUCAAUUAUUGUCGCUGUCGUAUUUAUUAUUCCAACUUGUAUGAUCCUCGGAAUUACCAACAUCCAACUCUCACUCAAUGUUAUAUCGCCUUUCUUGGCCGGUUUCAUGAUUCCGGGGAAGCCUAUUGGGGUCAUGGUUUUCAAAGUGUUCAGCACAAUUACUCUUGGACAAGCACAAACCUUUUGUCAAGAUCUAAAGAUUGCCCAUUAUAUGAAGGUUCCGCCUCGUGUUACUUUCGUGUGCCAAGUUGUUGCUACAGUUUGGGCUUGCUUCGUUCAAAUUGCAGUUAUGAACUGGACUCUUGGAAAUAUUGACAACGUCUGCACCACUGACCAGACUGCACACUUUACUUGCCCGAACGGUCGCGCAUUUUUCUCUUCCAGCAUUGUUUGGGGCGUGAUUGGUCCCAAUCGCAUGUUUGGACCUGGGGCCAUAUAUACAUCGAUCCAGUGGUUCUGGCUGCUUGGAGCUCUGCUGCCCGUUGCAUUCUAUGUAUUGAUGCGUGUCUUCCCUAGGUCAAAGCUCAGGCUACUGAAUGCGCCGGUAAUGCUUGGUGCUAUGGCAUGGCUACCUCCAGCAACACCUUUGAGCUAUUCAUCAUGGGUCAUGUUUGGUCUUAUUUUCAACUACUGGAUCCAUCGCCGGUGGGGUGGCUGGUGGCGUAAUUAUAAUUACAUUACAGCUGCGGGACUUGACACCGGUCUCAUUUUAUCCACUAUCGUGAUUUUCUUUGCGAUCACGUUUCCUGGUGUGGCUGUUCCAAAUUGGUGGGGAAAUACAGCCCCUUUUGAAACAAUGAGUUCCCAAAAGGAUUAUCUCUAUACAGCGAUCCGAAAGACAGUGGCAGAAGGGCAGAUCUUUGGACCAGCUACCUGGUAA
Penicillium macrosclerotiorum is the source of this 2388-nucleotide messenger RNA. RefSeq lists its product as uncharacterized. Gene Ontology annotation, biological process: transmembrane transport. The transcript has 20 exons. The record is from RefSeq and is a predicted model, not a curated record. Gene Ontology annotation, molecular function: oligopeptide transmembrane transporter activity. Bases 1 to 2388 code for a protein of 795 amino acids. NCBI's taxonomy places the organism in Eukaryota, Fungi, Ascomycota, Eurotiomycetes, Eurotiales, Aspergillaceae.